This is a messenger RNA of Echinops telfairi (small Madagascar hedgehog), 2521 nucleotides long. RefSeq names its product exosome component 10 (gene EXOSC10). Gene Ontology annotation, molecular function: nucleotide binding; 3'-5'-RNA exonuclease activity; nucleic acid binding. The coding region runs from base 1 to 2415 and encodes 804 amino acids. Gene Ontology annotation, cellular component: nuclear exosome (RNase complex); nucleolus. NCBI's taxonomy places the organism in Eukaryota, Metazoa, Chordata, Mammalia, Afrosoricida, Tenrecidae. The transcript is spliced from 23 exons. Gene Ontology annotation, biological process: histone mRNA catabolic process; TRAMP-dependent tRNA surveillance pathway; nuclear polyadenylation-dependent snRNA catabolic process. The record is from RefSeq and is a predicted model, not a curated record.
AUGAGCAAGGUGAUGCAGUACCAUGGGUGUCGCAGCAACAUCAAGGAUCGAAAUAAAGUGACUGAGGUGGAAGACAAGUUUGACUUAGUCGUCGAUGCCAAUGAUGCUAUUCUGGAAAGAGUGGGCAUCCUACUGGAUGAAGCAUCGGGCGUGAACAAGAAUCAACAGCCUGUCCUCCCCGCAGGACUGCAGGUCCCCAAAACCAUCGUGUCCAGCUGGAACCGGAAGGCAGGAGAAUAUAGCAAAAAAACAAAAUCUGAAACUUUCCGGCUGCUUCACGCAAAAAACAUCCUCCGGCCUCAGCUCAAGUUUCGAGAGAAGAUCGACAAUUCCAACACCCCGUUUCUCCCCAAAAUCUUCAUCAAGCCCAAUGCUCAAAAGGCCCUCCCUCAGGCACUUUCCAAAGAGAGGCGGGAGCGCCCACAGGAUCGUCCUGAAGACUUGGAUGUCCCACCUGCCCUGGCGGAUUUCAUCCAUCAGCAGAGAACCCAGCAGGUUGAGCAAGACAUGUUUGCACACCCUUAUCAGUAUGAGCUAGAUCACUUUACACCCCCAGAUUCAGCCCUGCAGAGGCCACAGCCCCAGCUAUACAGACCUGUAGAAGAAACACCCUGCCAUUUCAUAUCCUCCCUGGACGAACUUGUGGCGCUCAACGAGAAGCUCUUGAACUGCAAAGAAUUUGCUGUGGACUUGGAGCACCAUUCGUACAGGAGCUUCCUGGGACUCACCUGCCUGAUGCAAAUCUCCACUCGCUCGGAAGACUUCAUCGUGGACACCCUGGAGCUCCGCAGUGACAUGUACAUCCUCAACGAGAGCCUGACAGACCCCGCCAUCGUGAAGGUCUUCCAUGGUGCCGAUUCGGACAUUGAGUGGCUGCAGAAAGACUUUGGGCUGUACGUGGUCAACAUGUUUGAUACCCACCAGGCAGCGCGCCUACUGAACCUGGGCAGGCACUCGCUGGACCACCUGCUGAAACACUACUGCAGUGUGCAGUCGAACAAGCAGUACCAGCUGGCGGACUGGCGAAUACGACCUCUGCCGGAGGAGAUGCUGUACUACGCCCGUGACGACACGCAUUACCUCCUCUACAUCUACGACAAAAUGCGGCUGGAACUGUGGGAGCGAGGCAAUGAGCGGCCGGUGCACUUGCAGGUGGUCUGGCAGCGGAGCAGGGACAUCUGCCUCAAGAGAUUCACCAAGCCCAUUUACACGGAUGAGUCCUACCUUGACCUGUACCGGAAGCAAAAGAAGCACCUCAACACCCAGCAGUUGACGGCCUUCCAGCUGCUGUUUGCCUGGAGGGACAGAACAGCCCGCAGGGAGGAUGAGAGUUACGGAUACGUCCUGCCGAACCACAUGAUGCUGAAGAUAUCCGAGGAACUGCCAAAGGAACCUCAGGGCAUCGUCGCGUGCUGUAACCCCGUGCCACCUCUUGUUCGGCAGCAGAUCAAUGAACUGCACCUGCUCAUCCAGCAGGCUCGAGAGAUGCCCUUGCUCAAGUCUGAAGCUGCGGCUGGCGUGAAGAAGAGUGGACCGCAGCCCCACCCUGAGAGGUUGGAGAAUGUUCUUUUUGGGCCUCAUGACUGCUCCCAUGCCCCUCCGGAUGGCUGUCCCCUCGCCCCAACCAAAGGCCCUGUGCCACUUCAGAAACAGCCUGGCCUCUUCCCGGACCAGGAGGAGGAGGAAGAGGAGGCCUCCCUGGAUACCAAAUGCCUGCUUGCUGCUGCUGUCAUCACCUUGUUUAGCGAGCCUAGUGCUGGGGAAAAUGGAAAGUGUCCCCUAACAGUUGCACAGAAAAAGGCCCAGAGCAUAAUGGAGUCCUUUGAAAAUCCAUUUCGAAUGUACCUGCCCUCAUGCCAUCGCCGGGCCCACGUCUCGCAGGCAGCCAAGUUUGACCCAUCCUCCAAAAUCUACGAAAUUAGCAGCCGCUGGAAGCUGGCAAGCCAGGUACAGGCACCCAAAGACUCUAAAGAAACUGCAAAGAAGGCAGCUGAGCAGACAGCCGCCCGGGAGCAGGCGAAGGAAGAGUACAAAGCCACCGUGGAACAGGCUGUGUCCGUGCGACAGCAGGCCGCGCUGGAGAUUGCGGUCAAAAAGAGAGAGCGUACGACGAGCGACCCGAAGACCACGGAGCAGAAGCAAGGCAAGAAACGGCUCAAAGUCUCCAAGAAGCCCAAGGGCCCAGACGCCGUGGAGAGAGAGUUCACCCCUUACGAUUACAGCAAGUCCGAUUUCAAGGCUUUUGCAGGAAACAGCAAAGCCAAGCCUUCCCAAUUUGAUCCGAAUCAGCAGACGCCAGCUGGCAAGAAAUGCAUCGCAGCCAAAAAACGGAAGCAGGCAACGGGAAACAAAAGCAUGUCCUUCCCCACUGGAACAUCGGACAGAGGUUUCAGACACCAUUGGCCAAAGAGAUAGCGUUGGACGAGACCUUGGGGAGGCCCCCGUGGACUGGAAGUAUCCAAUGGGGGUGCUGGUUUUGUACAAACUUACUUUUAAACCAUUAAAAAUAAUUCCUCCUGGA